AUGCUUGCACCUUUACAGGUACAAGAGUAUGUUGAAGCCGCAACACUCUGUAAUUUCUGCAAAACUGGGACUCUUCUGAAUCUUGAUGAGAUCAAUGCUGCCUUGUUAUCGCUGAGCGAUCAGUCUGUCGAGCCUCUGCAGAUCAAUGUCCUCGACUAUCUCUUGGGGCUUGCCGACUUGACAGGAGAGCUGAUGAGGUUGGCCAUUGGUCGAAUAUCAGAUGGUGAACUUGAAUUUGCUGAAACGAUCUGCAGGUUUGUGCGUGAUAUCCACAGAGAGCUUAUCCUUCUUGCCCCAAAGAUGGAUGACAGUGCAGACAUGAAAGCAAAGAUGGACACGAUGCUCCAAAGUGUAAUGAAGAUAGAAAAUGCUUGCUGUAGUGUUCAUGUGAGAGGAUCAGAGUACAUUCCACUUCUUGGAUCGGCUGAUUCAAGUUAUUCCUUAUUGGGGAUGCCUGACCUUGAAUGA
This is a messenger RNA of Ilex paraguariensis (yerba mate), 468 nucleotides long. NCBI's taxonomy places the organism in Eukaryota, Viridiplantae, Streptophyta, Magnoliopsida, Aquifoliales, Aquifoliaceae. The record is from the annotation of a GenBank genome assembly.